CCAGCAUGCACUGUGGAUAAAGUGUCAGCCCCUCCAGACCAGAGGUCUCUCUUCUUCUCUCAGUCUUUUCCACUGAUAGCAGUGUGUUGGCUGAUACUGUUAGUCAUCAUGGGCCUUCGUAUCCACUCCUUCAGAAGCAGAAGUCCAGUAAAGAGCUUCACAGCAGACCAGACGGCCUCCUAACAGCUCUCAUACAGGACUGCAGCAGGACUUUAAAGGGGUGAUAGAAUGAUUAUAUAGGCCUUCUGAAGCAGAAGUCAAGUAAAGAGCAUCACAGCAGACCAGACGGCCUCCUAACAGCUCUCAUACAGGACUGCAGCAGGACUUUAAACAUUUGUUCAGGAUGAACAGAAAUCCACACGAGGAGAUUGCUGCCAUUGGAACUUGACUCCUGCUACUGCUUCCCUCCUGCCAUACACCGAACCAGAACCAGAACCACCACUGGACCCCUCUGCUAGCCGGCCUACUCUCUCUCUCACUCUCUCUCUCUCUCUCUCUCUCUCUGACAGACCUGCUCCUUCCUGGAAUUCACCUGACCUGUUCUCCACCCUGGAAACCUGGACUUGAAACUUGACCUUCUGAAGCAGAAGUCCAGUAAAGAGCAUCACAGCAGACCAGACGGCCUCCUAACAGCUCUCAUACAGGACUGCAGCAGGACUUUAAACAUUUGUUCAGGAUGAACAGAAGACCACAGGAGGACAUUGAGGAAAUUGAAGAAGAGGAAGAUAACUAUGUUAAUGCUCCAGCCUGGACUGUGGAUAAAGUGGCAGCACCUCCAGACCAGAGGUCUCUCUUCUUCACUCAGUCUUUUCCACUGAUAGCAGUGUGUUGGCUGAUACUGUUAGUCAUCAUGGGCCUUCGUAUCUACUUUACUUCUGUCUUUUCUGAAAAUGAUGCCAAGCUGACGGCAGAAAUCCAGCAGCUGACAACAGUAAACCUGCAGCUGGAGACACAGAGGAACAACUUAACAGAACGAAUACAAGACAUGGAGACAAACUUGAAUGAGCUCAACGUCAGUCGAGCUCAGUGGAGCAUUGAUGCCUACUGCCCCAAAAAAACAAACGGGAGACAGUGUAACCCUUGUCAGAAGUACUGGGAACACACCGGGUCUAACUGCUAUCAGUAUAAUGACGCUGAUCCUCCUCAUCAGAAAACCUGGGAAGAAGCUCGAGAAGACUGCAGAGGAAAGGGUUCAGAUCUGGUUGUUGUACAUAGUCAAGAGGAAAAGAAUGCACUGAAUACAUACAGCGUGGGUAGUUCAGGAACUAAUGGAUACUGGUUUGGCCUGAGAGCUGAAGGUGGGAGAUGGAAGUGGAUUGAUGGAAGUGAUCUGACUGUAAGCUACUGGACACCACAACCACCUCCUCCUACUGAUGGUCAGUGUGUAAUGUCUGUCCAGAACAAUAAAUGGAUAUCAGUGAACUGUGCUGAGAAAAAACAAUGGAUCUGCAUAAGGAAGGCUUUAUCUGUUUAAACACAGCAGUCAGACUGCAUGAUAAUAUCAACUGGCUUGUAAAUAUAAAACUAUGAAGACUUCCACUUCACAAUUUAAAUGUUUUGUAUUCAGAACUAAAAAUGUUCAUUUAUUUUUAUAGAAAAAGAAGAGAAAAUAAAUAUUUACAGUGAAUUAUUUUGUAAAGCAGUAUCUCGUUUAAUAAAAACAGACACUUAGAUUUGAAUGCAUUUAGAUAUCUGAUUAUAUAGGUAUGCUAAUGUAAGUCUGUGGAACAUACAGUGACUAGACUGAAGGGACACUGUUAUCAUUGAUACCUGUUGAAUGGGCUUUUGUUCUGCUUUGUUAGAGAUGUGAUGCUUAUAAUUAGUAUAUCAGCAGAUUGAUGACAGGGACAGACAGACCGCUCAGUUUCCUGUUUCCUAUGUAUCAUGGAACAUAUAUUGUUGCUACUCAUUGGCCAAAAUGGGGGCACUGCAUCACUUGUUCUCAACAGAAUGUCCUCAGAGCUUUUUUCUACAGUAUGUUAGGAAUAUUAAAGUGUAAAAUAUUUUCUAUUUAUCUAUCUAGAAGCAAAUUCAUGUUUUAUUACAUUGAAUAA
This is a messenger RNA of Perca fluviatilis (European perch), 2054 nucleotides long. Its product is annotated as C-type lectin domain family 10 member A-like. The transcript has 12 exons. The coding region runs from base 677 to 1474 and encodes 265 amino acids. Lineage: Eukaryota; Metazoa; Chordata; Actinopteri; Perciformes; Percidae. The record is from RefSeq and is a predicted model, not a curated record.